AUGCUGGAAUCAAGCAAGUCUAGCGAGGUGGCUUACUUCAAUCUCGGCACUCACCAUCGGUCAGUGACCACUGGUUCAAAGGAAGCUCAGCUGUGGUUCAACCGCGGGCUGAUAUGGUCAUAUUCCUUCAACCAUGGUGAGGCGGAGCGAUGCUUUGAAAGAGCUGCGGAAUGUGAUCCCAGUUGCGCAAUGGCACUGUGGGGUAUUGCGUAUGCGGCUGGGCCAAAUUACAAUAAGGCGUGGAGAUACUUUGCCCCAGAGGAUCUUCGGUCGUCUGUCAAAAGAGCGAAUGACGCCUUAGCCCGUGCUGCCAAGCUGUCGGACCAGGCGAGCCCUGUUGAACGAGCGUUGAUUGAGGCAAUCACCGCUCGCUUCCCGCCUACGGACAAAAUCCCUGACGAUCUGAGUUAUUUGGAUCGCGCAUAUGCGGAUGCAAUGCGCCCUGUAUACGAGAAAUUCGGCGAUGACCCAGAUGUCGCCGCAUUAUUUGCCGACGCGCUCAUGUGCAUCACCCCUCGGGGACUCUGGGAUUUAGAUACUGGGAAACCUACUGGUGAUCACACAGUCGAGGCUCGAAGGGCGAUUGAGUUGGCGCUAAAGCGUCCUGACGGUUAUAAUCACCCUGCUCUAUGCCACCUCCAUAUCCACAUGUUGGAGAUGUCACCAUUCCCGGAGUUAGCACUCCCUGCCGCCGAUCGAUUACGUGGCCUGGUUCCAGACGGUUCUCAUAUGCUGCACAUGCCAACACACAUUGAUGUCGCAGUUGGCGACUAUCGCCGCUCAGUCGACUCUAACCACGAAGCGAUUGUCGCGGACGACAAAUAUUUCGCUCGGGAGGAUGCUUCAAUCCAGUACACAGCGUAUAGGGUGCACUAUAUCUGCGCAAAACUGUAUGCUGCCAUGAUGUCCGGCCGCUUUACAGACGCCAUGUCCGCUGCGGAGAAGCUCGAGCAAAGUUUCUUGGGGAGUAAAGCGCAUGUGCUCGUGCGCUUUGGGCGCUGGGAGGAGAUCCUUCGUCUUCAGCUACCUAGCGACCGCAGCGUUCAUUGCGUCACGACAGCGAGCAUUCUCUAUGCGCGCGGACUUGCCCUUAGUGCGCUGGGCCAUAUCCCAGAAGCUGAGGCUGUUCAGAAAGAGUUUGAAGCAGCACGCGCAGCCGUGCCAACCUCUCGCCUCAACAGCAUACCGUGCAAGGAGGUUGACGUCCUUGGAGUUGCCUCAGCUAUGCUCGCUGGAGAGCUAGAAUAUCGCAAGGGAAAUUAUGAUACUGCCUUUUCCACUCUCCGGCGAGCUAUCGAGCUUGAGGACGCACUUCCAUAUUCCGAUCCGCCGCCAUGGAUGCAGCCUGUUCGCCAUGCACUCGGCGGCUUGCUUCUCGAGCAAAACCGAGUCGGCGAAGCAGAAGUGGUGUUCAGGGAGGACCUUGGCAUGGCUAGGGACUUUCCUCGGCGCAGAGCAAAACUUAAUAACGUGUGGGGACUGCACGGACUGUAUGAAUGUUUUACUCGCUCGGGCAAGAUCGAAGAGGCUCUUUUUAUCCAAGCAUCUCGUGAUAUUGCACUAGCCUCUGCCGAUGUCCCCGUUACGACUUCGUGCUACUGUCGCAGAUCUGCAGUGGAAGAGACCAGAUGUUGUUCAUAA
Molecule: messenger RNA, 1641 nt
Organism: Aspergillus lentulus
Lineage: Eukaryota; Fungi; Ascomycota; Eurotiomycetes; Eurotiales; Aspergillaceae
Source: RefSeq, a predicted model, not a curated record